AUGCCUGUCUCCUCCAAUUAUCCAAAUGCCGACAUUCCCAACGUCGACCUUUGGAACUUCCUGUUUGAACGCAAGGAUAGGCCUUUCCCUGAUGACAAGAUCCUCUACCAAGAUGCCGACACUAAGCGGCAUUACACCUACGAAGGCCUCAAGGAUGCCUCUCUAGACUUCGGAAAGGGUCUCAAGGCCCUCUACGAUUGGCGCAAGGGCGAUGUCCUCGGCCUCUUCACCCCAAACACUAUCGACACCCCCGUGCUGAUGUGGGGAACCCUCUGGGCAGGCGGCAUUGUAUCCCCCGCCAACCCCGCCUACACGGUCGACGAGCUGGCCUUCCAGCUGAAGAACUCUGGUGCCAAGGUCAUCGCCACGCAAACCUCCGUGCUGGAUGUUGCCGUCAAGGCUGCGAAGAAGGUCGGAAUUCCAGAGGACCACAUUAUCCUGCUCGGCGAUCAGCGGGAUCCCAAUGCUCGCUUCAAGCAUUUCACAUCUGUCCGCAACAUCUCGGGGGCUACACGGUAUCGCAAGCAGAAGAUUACACCGGAAUCGGAUUUGGCUUUCCUGGUUUACUCUUCAGGAACUACUGGUGUUCCUAAGGGUGUGAUGCUGUCUCAUAGGAAUAUUAUUGCCAACAUUAUGCAGCAGUAUAUCGGCGAGGGUGGAAAUCUGACCUGGAAUGGGGGUCCGGAUGGCAAGGGUGACCGGGUUUUGGCAUUCUUGCCUUUCUACCAUAUCUACGGAUUGACCUGUUUGAUCACCCAAGCACUCUACAAGGGCUACCAUCUUGUUGUUAUGUCCAAGUUCGAGAUUGAGAAGUGGUGUGCACACGUGCAGAACUAUCGCAUUACCUUCAGCUACAUUGUGCCCCCGGUCGUGCUCCUACUGGGAAAGCAUCCCGUAGUUGACAAAUACGAUCUGUCCAGUCUUCGCAUGAUGAACUCCGGCGCAGCACCCCUCACACAAGAGCUGGUGGAAAAUGUCUACUCCCGUAUCAAGGUUGGAAUCAAGCAAGGAUACGGUCUCAGUGAGACCAGCCCCACCACACACUCUCAGCGGUGGGAGGAUUGGCGCGACUAUAUCGGCUCUGUUGGUCGUUUGAUGCCAAAUAUGGAGGCUCGGUACAUGACCAUGUCUGAAGAUGGCUCCGAGUCCAAGGAAGUAAAGGCUGGUGAGGUCGGCGAGCUCUACUUGCGCGGCCCUAACGUCUUCUUGGGCUACCACAACAACCCGGAAGCUACUAGGGAGUGUUUGUCGGAAGAUGGCUGGUUCCGUACCGGCGAUGUGGGAUACCAAGAUGCCAAGGGCAAUUUCUUCAUCACGGAUCGUGUCAAGGAACUCAUCAAAUACAAGGGAUUCCAAGUACCACCCGCUGAACUUGAGGGAAUUCUGGUGGACAACGAGGCCAUUGAUGAUGUGGCUGUCAUUGGUAUCGAGAGCGAGGCUCACGGCUCUGAGGUGCCUUUGGCGUGUGUUGUUCGCAGCGCCAAGAGCAAGUCUUCUGGUUCCAACGAGGAGCAGGAAGCUGCUAAGAUCGUGCAGUGGUUGGAUAGCAAGGUUGCCCACCACAAGCGUCUGCGCGGUGGUGUGCGCUUCGUCGAUGAGAUCCCCAAGAACCCUAGUGGGAAGAUCUUGCGCCGCGUGCUGAAGCAGAAGUUCAAGAACGACCUUCAAGGCCCAAAGGCAAAGCUAUAA
Molecule: messenger RNA, 1689 nt
Organism: Penicillium atrosanguineum
Lineage: Eukaryota; Fungi; Ascomycota; Eurotiomycetes; Eurotiales; Aspergillaceae
Product: acyl--CoA ligase
Exons: 3
Coding region: 1-1689 (562 amino acids)
Biological process (GO): secondary metabolic process
Molecular function (GO): CoA-ligase activity
Source: RefSeq, a predicted model, not a curated record